Molecule: messenger RNA, 1303 nt
Organism: Aegilops tauschii subsp. strangulata
Lineage: Eukaryota; Viridiplantae; Streptophyta; Magnoliopsida; Poales; Poaceae
Source: RefSeq, a predicted model, not a curated record
AGAUGAAUCGAAGAACUGACCACGGCUAUGUUCAUCCAUGUCUAACUCCAUCCUGCUCCUGCAGGCCUCAGGAGUAUAAAUCGACCCUCCACUGCUAUAGGAGGGGCAAAGCAAAAAUGUGUGUCCAGAGGGGUAGAAACCCCCCAGGCAUCUUGGAUGGGCUCUACGGCAUACAGAUUGCUCGUCGACCGCCGCAGACACAGUGCGAAGGUGAAGCCGUCCGGACCACCUUCACCGAUUCGCCAACUUGUGAACACCAAAACGGCGGUGGAGCAGUCGCGCAACGACAUCAAAGACUGCAGAUACGACGACUGUGGCAGCAAAGGCCCUCAUGCUUGAAGCCUAUCCACUGUAGCAUUACAUGUGACAAGCAUGCUGGUGAAACUUUUGCAAAUGUUGUCACCUCUCUGCCCUUCAUCAUCCUUGGACUGCAUACACCAAGGAAGAACUUGAACGCUGCCAUCUACGCUAACUCGCUGGUUGGAGUAGGAAUAGCUUCAGGCCUGUAUCAUUCCUCCAGAGGAGAAAUCAGGAAAAUCCUGCGAUGGGCCGACUAUACUAUGAUCGCCACCACUACGUUGGUGAGUCAUAUUUUCUCACUGAAACGUUGUUCAGUUAUCGAAAUUUGCACAUCAUGGCAAACAUAUAUGCUUUCUAUGCAGUGUUUAUCCAGGGCAGUCAGGAAUGAGAACCCAGGACUACUGAUGGCAGCAUCAACAUUGCUGCUGCCGUUUCAGCCUUUCAUGGUUUCAGCUGUCCACACCGGGAUGAUGGAGGUUUCCUUCGCAAAGAGAGCAUCAGUUGAACCAGAGCUCAGAACGGUACAUAACCUGCACAAGAUGUCAUCUCUUUUGGGAGGUGCGCUGUUUAUUGCCGACGAUUACUUCCCAGAGACACCCUAUAUCCAUGCUGCAUGGCAUCUUGCUGCUGCUAUUGGCAUUGGCACAUGCAAUAAGCUUCUCGGGUGACACUGGAACCAACCCUGCUGCUACCAACGAAUAGUUGAUUUCAGUUUAUCCAGAAGGAGUUAGAUUCAGCAACUAUCAACUUGCCGAUAUAAAAAAACAGUGUACAGAAUAGGUUACAUAGAGGAGCAUUGUUCAAAUUGAGAACAGAAGACUGCUUUCGUAUCUCUCAGAAAGAUUUAGCAAAGAAAAUGAGACGAACUAGGUAAGCUUGUGCAUGUAGUUCUGCUAUGAUUUUCAAUUGGUGUUUAAUUAUUACUGUGACAGCAGGCUGGGCUGUCAUGACACUUUUUCCUACAAAAAUGAAUUAAGAUGGACAGAGAAGUUUACGCUUCAAA